CUCGUCUCGUUUAUUCAGUGUGGCCAGAUUUGGCAUAAUUGAGUGCAUCGGCGGCCACGCUAGUAACGACGAAUUAGUGGUGGAGAAAACCGACAUACUGUAUACUGUGAAUCUACGAAACGAAGCAAAACCUUUUAAAUCGAUUAUUUUAAACUUUCCAUAAAGUUCUAAAAAAUUUUGACUCGAUAUUCAAUAGAGUACUUUUCAGUGUGAAUGUAUCAAUUGUAAUUAAAUAUGUCAACGGUAACAAAUAGCGUUACUAAUUUGAAUAAAUACGAAAGUAUCUUUUACUUUUGUUGUUGGACCGGCGCUGUACUUUAUUCUGCGUAUAAAGUGUUUUUAGUUGGUACUUACUUUAAUGAUUAUCAUGACUUGUACAAUGAUUUCGCACCAGGCUGGAUAUGGAUCGGAAGGAAACGGGAUGUUUCCGAUCAAGAGUGGAAGAUAUGGAUACCAUUGAUAAUUAAAUUAGUACCAUGGAUAUUUUGCCAUCACUUAGUUAGUCAGAUUAUUAAAACUGUACCAAGUACUACGUUAUUAUGUUACUGGUAUAUUUUUACAUCUAUUUCAUUUUUGUAUUUUUAUAUUGGAUCGAUAGGUGUAUUAUGUGUAUUGAUGCAACUGAGCAUAUUGUAUAUUUUAACAUAUAAGCGCAACAAGUCUAUAAUAUGGUCGAUAAACAUAUUAUUUUUAUUUUUUAUACAUUUUCUUAAAAUUCCUGAUGGUACAUUUCAAAGUAUUUUAAAAUUCAAUGACGAAGAACAUUACAUUUUAAUCGUUAUAAUGUGUUGGAUUUUACUAAGAAGCAUUAGCUACAGUAUAGAUAAUAUUCAGAUAUGUUCAGAAAAUAAUUCUGAUGACAAUUCACAUUUAUCGAGGAAUUUUUUGUGGGGAUUAGCAUAUUGCUUAUACUUGCCUACAUUAUGUUUAGGUCCAUUGAUUUUAUACCACGAAUUUAUCAAUUCUAUGAAAGGGCCAUUUCAGGUCUGGAAAUUAAAAGAAUUGAAACAUUUUACAUUAAAUUUAAUUAGGUAUAUUUUUUGGAUAAUCUUUGCCAACUUUUCUUUACAUUUUCUGUAUUUUAAUGCAAUACAGUAUCAUUCCAAGAUUGUUGAAUUUUUAAAUCCAUGGGCAUUGUAUGGAUUAGGAUAUUGUAUCGGACAAUUUUUUUUAAUUAAAUAUGUUGUGAUAUACGGGUUAAAUCAUACUUUAUGCGCAAUAGAUCAUGUGAAAGCACCUUCACAACCUAAGUGUGUAGCAAGAAUUCAUUUGUACUCUGAUAUGUGGAAGUAUUUUGAUAAGGGUUUAUAUAAAUUUCUUAUAAGAUAUAUUUAUACGCCGUUAUUAAAGUCAAAUUUCAAUAGGGUAUUUGCCUCUUUCUUGUGCUUUACAUUUGUUUUCGCUUGGCACGGAAUGCAACGAAACAUUUUUUUUUGGGCGCUCUUUAAUUUUAUAGGAUUAAAUAUAGAAAGUUUAGUUAAAUCAGCUGGAAAAAGUAAAUAUUAUUCCAACGUACAAAGAAAAUAUAUGUCACCGGCAAAUGCUAGAAGAUUCAAUUGUGUAUUAGCAAGUCCACUCUUGGCAAUGUCGGUGAUAUCCAAUUUUUACUUCUUUGCUGGCGAAGAAAUUGGACAUACUUAUGUAUACAGAAUAUUACAUGAUAUGUGGUAUGGUACACUUGUUUUACUUUUUUUCCUUUAUUGUUGUUGUCAAGUUUCUACAGAUGUAAAAAACUGGGAAUCGAAAAAUAUUUGUAGGUAAGAAUACAUUACAUUCAUAUUUAUGUUAUGAAACAGUUUUCAAGUAUUUUAUUGUUUU
Colletes gigas is the source of this 1818-nucleotide messenger RNA. RefSeq names its product protein-cysteine N-palmitoyltransferase HHAT (gene rasp). The transcript has 8 exons. Gene Ontology annotation, cellular component: endoplasmic reticulum. The record is from RefSeq and is a predicted model, not a curated record. Gene Ontology annotation, molecular function: palmitoyltransferase activity. Gene Ontology annotation, biological process: protein palmitoylation. Bases 235 to 1761 code for a protein of 508 amino acids. Lineage: Eukaryota; Metazoa; Arthropoda; Insecta; Hymenoptera; Colletidae.